AAACAAAUGAACGACGAUAGAAGGUGGUGCACGAGAGAACGCUUUCAUUCCGCUUUCCAAAGCGGCCAAGUACGGAGCUCACUGCUGCUGCAGUUUGGAACGCUUGCUCCAGAUUCAGCAACCAAAUGUUGGACCGUGUGAGCUGCCCACGAGGUAGCAGCCUUGGCGGUUCGGAACGUGGAUUGACGUACGAAAGAAAGUCCGCGAAGAAUGACGAAGAUGUGGAGGAGUACAUCACUGAGCUGGCGAGUCUUCUGCUUCUCCGGGCAAUGUACGACUCGCCCCAAGCGGAGAUUAUGGUGAACGUGGAAUGGGCGGGCGAAUACGGAGACAUCGUGGCGUUCGCGCGCGUGUGGGGCGACGCGUCGCUGUGGGCGCGCGACGAGCUGCGCGGGCUGCGCGAGGAGGCGCUGUUCGCGGUGUACAGCGACGCGGCGGCGGCGCGGCCGCCGGGCCCGCCCGCGCCGCCGGCCGUCACGCGCCUGCUCACCACGGGCGCGCCCGGCUGCCUGCGCCGGCUCGUGCCGACCGCGCACCCGGACGUGGCCGGGCCGCUCGCCCACGACUUCCUGCGCCGCUUCGUGCUGUGCACGCAGAUGGCGCCCGCCCACCUCCUGCAGGAGCUGCUGCGCCAGGAGCUGGCCCUGCAGCACGGCAUCCUGCGCAGGCACGACGAGCCCGCGCAGGCGCUGCGCGCAGAGAUGCGUCGCUAUGUGGGCCUGCGCGGGCGCGUGCCGGUGCUGGGCGCGCGCUCGGCGCCGUACGCCGCCUUCCAGCGGGCGCUGGCCGCGCAGACGCGCUGCCCGCAGGGGCUGCGCAUGUCGGAGCGCAGCCUGGACUACUACGCGGCGCGCGUGCAGGCGCUGGCCGCCACGGCGCCCGCCGCCGCCGUCUGGAUGCCGCACUCGUACGCGCAGCUGCGCACCUUCUGCCUGGUGCAGAUGGUGCGGCGCGCGCCGACGCUGGCAGCGGGCCAGCCGCUGCUGGUGGCGCGCGCCGCCGACGUGGCCGAGGCGCUGCGCGAGAACGCCGUCUCAGCGGUGACGCUGUGGAGGCGCGGGCCCGGCGUGCUCAUUCUCGACGCGGAGGGCGUGGCCGACUGUCAGAACCUACAGCUGGAGCUGGAGGCGGCGCUGCAGGAGGGCCUGCCGCCGGGCCAGGGCCAGCGCCACCUGCUGCUGGUGUCGGGCGAGCGGGGCGGCUGGCUGCCGCGCGCGCUGCGCCUGCCCGAGCGCGUCGGCCCUGCGGAGCUGUUGCUGACGCCCGGGCCGCCGGUUCCCAUCGGCCGGCCCCUCCCGGAGCCAGACCCGCUUUUCGUGCCCCGCAAGCUGCGCAGCGCCGUCUUCGUCAAGGAGUCCAUCUUCAGGGACGAGAAGCUGGGCGACCUCUUCCUGGUGUCGGGAAUGAGCAAGGAAGAACUGCUGGGCGUCGUGCCUGACCCGCAGCGCGUGUGCAGUGCUCAGGAGGCGCGCGGCGCGGCGCGCUCGGCGCAGUUCGUGGCCGGCGAAGGCCUCGCCAAGGACGAGGACACGUUCAAGGCCCUCUGCGCCAAGCAGAAGCACCGCGGCGCGCACUGGCUCAGGAAGACGCCCCAGGGCCUGCUGUGGAUGGCGUCGGACGGCGAGAAUUCCAAGAUGGUGGACAAUCACGUGGAGUACGAGUGCAUGUGGGCCAUUCGCCAUAAGAAGUCGCCGCUGGCUGAAAUUGAUCAGUUGUUGGUGAGGAACGACCAGAUCAAAGUGAGGCAGGUGGUGUGCGACGCGCCGGGCACGGGCAAGAGCGCGCUGCUGCGGCACGUGGGCGAGCGGGCGCGCCAGCUGAUGCCCGGGCGCUGGGUGCUGCCCGUGCACCUGGGGCGGCUGCGGCCGCGCCUGCACCGCCUGCUGGACAAGUGCGUGACGCAGGAGGCCGUGCUGGAGCUGAUCCAGGAGGCCGUGCAGCUGGACGGCGAGGCGUUCCCGGCGCUGUCGCUGGACGUGCUGCGAACCGUGCUGUGGCGCACCGGCGACGUGGUGGUGCUGGUGGACGCGCUCGACCAGGCCGCGCCCGAGUUCACGCUCGUCGCGCAGGACAUCCUGGGCGUGCUGGCCAAGUCGCCGGCGGCGGUGCUUGUGGUGGCGACGCGCGCGGCGACGCGCGCCGCGGCC
Gryllus bimaculatus (two-spotted cricket) is the source of this 2147-nucleotide messenger RNA. NCBI's taxonomy places the organism in Eukaryota, Metazoa, Arthropoda, Insecta, Orthoptera, Gryllidae. The record is from the annotation of a GenBank genome assembly.